This is a messenger RNA of Zingiber officinale, 624 nucleotides long. Its product is annotated as CBL-interacting protein kinase 9-like. Bases 10 to 624 code for a protein of 204 amino acids. NCBI's taxonomy places the organism in Eukaryota, Viridiplantae, Streptophyta, Magnoliopsida, Zingiberales, Zingiberaceae. The record is from RefSeq and is a predicted model, not a curated record. Gene Ontology annotation, molecular function: ATP binding; protein kinase activity. The transcript has a single exon. Gene Ontology annotation, biological process: protein phosphorylation.
GGAAGAAAGAUGAGCAACGGAGGCUGCGGCGUCGGAGGAGGAGGAGGAGGAGGAGGAGGGAUAGCGACGCGGACGAGGGUGGGGAAGUACGAGCUCGGGCGGACCCUCGGCGAGGGAAGCUUUGCCAAGGUCAAGUACGCCCGCAACGUGCAGACCGGCGACAACGUCGCCAUCAAGAUCCUCGACAAGCAGCAUGUCCUCCGCCACAAGACGGUCGAGCAGAUAAAAAGAGAGACAUCUACCAUGAAGUUGAUUAAGCAUCCAAAUGUUGUCCAAAUUCAUGAGGUUAUAGCUAGCAAGACAAAGAUAUACAUUGUUCUUGAAUUAGUUGAUGGAGGCGAGCUUUUUGACAAAAUAGUCAACCAUGGAAAAUUAAAAGAAGACGAAGCAAGGAGAUACUUUCAGCAACUAAUCAAUGCCGUGGACUACUGUCAUAGUAGAGGUGUAUACCACAGAGACCUAAAGCCAGAGAACUUGAUUUUAGAUUCUUUCGGUGUACUUAAAGUUUCUGACUUUGGUUUAAGUGCAUUUGCCCCACAAAUACGGGAGGAUGGAUUAUUGCAUACUACAUGUGGAACUCCUAACUACGUCGCACCUGAGGUCCUCAAUGAUAAAGGCUAUUGA